AUAACACCUGAAAAGUUUAUUGAAAGUCUAAAAUUUCGUAAAUUUUUGAAUAAUGUAUCUCAAACAUGCGGCGUACAAUUCAUUAUUGAUGAGUCUCAUUGUGUUCUAGAAUUUGAAUAUUUUAGACCUGCGUGGACCAAAUUGGGACAAAUAAAAAAUGAAUUUUCACUUUCACCAAUUCUAUUAUUGACGGCAACUUGCUCUUAUGAAGGUGCAUCAAAACUUGCUAUAAUUUUAAAAAGACCUAAUUUGAAAGAAAUUCGAAGUUCUCAGAUAUAUCAACCUCAUACUAAUGAAAUACAACUAGUUCAAUAUAACUACUUGGAAAGAAUGAAAAAAAAAAUAUUUGCAAUAGCUUAUACUUUUGAAGAUUCUUACCAAUGUCAUCAAAAAAUGGCAUAUGAGCCAUUUAGAUGGCCUAAAGACCCUGAAAUUUCUAAGUGUGAUAUUUGUGAUAACUGUAAAAGAUACAUCGAUAAUAAGAUUAUUUGGUGUGAUAUUAGUGAAGACUUACUUCAGAUUUUAGAUACGGUGGAUAAGCUAGUAAAUUUCACAAAUGAUCUGACAACACCAUUAGUAAAUUUUGGGCAUGAUGAUAUUGUAGACAUUUUUACAAGAGCCAAAAACAAAAAUGCUAAAGAAAAAAACUUAACUUCUUUAUGGGAAAAUGAUAGUGACAAAUAG
Molecule: messenger RNA, 684 nt
Organism: Dentiscutata erythropus
Lineage: Eukaryota; Fungi; Glomeromycota; Glomeromycetes; Diversisporales; Gigasporaceae
Source: the annotation of a GenBank genome assembly